AGUACAGAAUAGCGCUGUCUCCAUGAUACUACUUGCAAUUAGAAAAGGGAAUAUGCAACAAUGUAGGGCUGUAUAUAAACGAAGAACGCAAACUAUUGAUAGGAAACAUGAGAUUGCUACGUUAACCUGUACUGCAAUGCUCCCUCCUGACAAGUAUUUUUCGACCCUGUGCAGUCAAACGCUCAACUCGGUACCUGGAAUGUCGCUGCAACUGGGACUUGCGGAAAAUAAUGCAUCUUCGUUCACCGUUCUUUUACCCAUGAGAAAUUACGACAGCAAAGUAAAGUCUAUACAUCGAAUAUAAUGGAGGUUGUGCGCAUGAUAUUCAGCUGAUUCUUGAACCCGCCACUAUCUGAAGGAGAUCGCGUAUCACAAAUGAGUGGAUUUUGAUCUGCGAAAUCAAGGGAGAGAUGUUGGCAGUAACCGCGGUACGCCCUACAUCAAUUAAUCACAUGCCGAAUGAAGGGAGAACAAUGAGCAACCAAUCAUCUUCGCCAAAAAUAUCGCAAGGAUUAUUCGAUAAGUUAGGUGAGUAUGAGGAGAAUCGAGCUAAGAAGCGGGUCGAACUUGCCAGAGAAUAUGAAGUCUUCAAAAAGAUAGACGAUGAACGUUUCAGAAAUAGAUUUGCAAAUAAGAGGACCUCCGAAUCCAAGACUAAUCCUCCGCCAAUGAAAACGCAUUCGGAGGGAAAGGUUGAAAAGUCAAAGAAUUCCUUAGAGAGAAGUGACUUGAAGUCAAUGGCUUGCCAGUUGGAAGAAAAGAUUAAUCAUAAACUUGAAGAGCUAGCUAAGCGCAUCGACGCGCUUGGAGCUGUUAGAGAGCACUCCAAACGAGAAGAGAAGUACGAGUCAGUGGAAUCAGUGACCAACCAAAGAAUGGAAUCAAAUAAUAAAAGUAUGCAUUCGGAUUUCGAUGAGCAACCUGGUUUAGAAAACGAUCAGUCCAGUUCGAAGGAGAAGUUGCUUGAACGCCUAAAGAAAAUACAGGAAGCACACCGUAAAUUGGAGUCCCUAGAAAAAGAAUAUGUUCAUAUGCGAGCAAGCCUUUAUGCGAGUAACCUAAAGAUGAAUGUUGAUAACCAAUCUCAGGUACUGCUGGAAGAAAAGCAACCUGAUACAUCAAAGGGUACCGUUCUCACUCGUUUCGAAGGUGAGGAUCGUGACGAUGCCGAACAAAGACUUGCGAAGAAAGAAGCUUAUGGAAAAGAGCUUCGCCAGCAAAUUUUAGAGACCCAGCAGAAAAGAAAACAGCAAUUGGAACAGAGUAAAUUUUCUCGUUGCACAUCGCUAGAGACAAAGGGAGGAGGAAAAAAUGUCAGCGAAACUUCUAUUCUGAACAGUGCGCCAGGGGUAGGAUCCCUUGAUGUAUCAUAUACUCAGAAACACUUCAUAUUAGGCGAAAGUAACACGGUAAAAGAGGUUGGAAACGGAAAAACGUCAGAUUGUUUCAGCUCAGAAAGUAACUCUGCCAAUUCAUUAUCCCAGAAUAGGGGUUCUAUUGCAAACAAGGAUGCCAAAGUUAAGUAUGCAGAAGAACUGAAGAAACAAAUAGAGGAGAUGAGACUUAAAAAGGAGCUCCAAAAGAAAAGUGAUGAGGAGUAUGACCGGAAGAUACAAGCAGAAUGUGCUAAGUAUGAUGCUUCCAGUCAAAUGUCCAUAAGCGGCAAUCAAACUGCAGGUGUGUACAAUUUGGAAAGUACAUUGAAUGGAGAUUCAAAAGCAGAAUCAAAGUAUGCUCGCGGCGGGCACGGGAUAUUCGGUAACCCUUUGACAGCGGACCAAAAAACAACUCUCCAAAAGUACAAAGAAGACCUGGCACUACAGAUAGCGGAGAAAAGACGCAAGCAUGCAGAACAAAUGGAGAGAGAAAAAGAGGCAGAACGGCGUGAGUCUGAGAGACUGCUUGCCGAGCAAAAGAAAAUGCAGAAAGAGUUUGAAGAAGAGAGAAUACGCAUGAAAAUGAACUGUGAACAGUUGAAAGAAAGUGUAGGGACUCAAAAUUCGGAAUCAGAUAGGAAAAUGUCAUUCAAAGUGCCCCCAACGACAUGUCCUCGAGAAUCUGCCUUAAGUUGUCAGCAGAAAAAGUAUCAGAGGUUAGAGCAAAAAGAUACUACCGCCGAAGGAGGAACAAGAAGAGAGAGUAACCACGAUGAUGAAUUGGUAUUAGACCCAGAUUUACCGACAUGGGCUUUAGGAGCGGAUCGAGAUUAUGCUAAAUCCGAUCCUGCCCCUGCUACGGAGGCUCAAUCAUCAAUCAUCGACCAACUUAAGCACUUUCGAGAGCGACUGAGCGCAGAAAGGCAACGAAUCAACGAUACCUUGAGUAGACGCCGUGUGGCGGAGAAAAUUGAUGUCCAGUCUCUAGGAGCACAUGAGGGCGAAAUUAAUAAAGUACAUCCUAAAGUGUCUAAGAAAGGAACCGCAUUAUUUACCACUCCUAGUCAAUUCGACCAAAGUGACGGAAAAGGAGAAACUGACGGAAUUAGGCGGAAUGAAGAGUUGUUGACUGAAAACUCGGUCGAGGAAACUUUUGAUAAACUAAACGAUCGGAAACUUCAGUGCUUGAGGGAGAAAGAUAACAGUGAAGGAGUAAAGCGAACUGUGAGUAAAUUGCCAAUACUAGAUCAUAAAAACAACCGGUGGGGUGCGAGGAAAUAGUGGCCUGCAGCCAGAAAAGGUGCCAACCGCCACCGGAGUUGAGUGAUUGAGAUGUUCAAUUUCGAACAUUAUGAGAAAGUAAAAGCAUCGAGGAAGCGUGUAUUUACCGAACGAUGAAGGUACAAACUGAGAGUCCACAUCAAAUAGUCCAGAGACAAUUGAUUCCACAUUGUCUGGUAACCUACGAUCUACCACGUUGAUCUGUGCCACACACCCUAAUGGAUGAUAAAAAUUUGUACCUGCGCCAAUUCUUUGCCGUAUCAUGUCGCUUGUGUAGUUGAAAGUGACGGUCACGGAUAUUCACUGUUCAUCACUUAUUGAGCGUACAUCGAUAGUGAUAGCGAUAAAAAUGCCAGUGACAAUGCACGCAUCGCAGCGAAAUUUGCCACAUUCCAUCUUCUGAUGGAACAAUGCGUUUUGCACUGAUAAAACUUGGACAGUAGGUAAGAAGAGCGAAACCAGAAACAAAUAACAUAA
Molecule: messenger RNA, 3134 nt
Organism: Dicrocoelium dendriticum
Lineage: Eukaryota; Metazoa; Platyhelminthes; Trematoda; Plagiorchiida; Dicrocoeliidae
Source: the annotation of a GenBank genome assembly